AUGCCCACCAAAGCCCAGCUUGAAGCCGAGCUCACUCGCAUCAAGGAGAGUGCAGCUGAAGCCGAAAGCCGAGCCACAAACAAGCAGGCACUGCGGGUUGCCGCAGAAGAGCUCGCAGCCGCCAAGGUCAAUGAGCUCAAUGCCGCCCAAGAGGAAGCAGCAACAGCUGCUCAGCUGGCCGCCGUGGCAAGCACGGCAGCGACCAACCAGGCACCUGUGGCACCGCAGCCUCCCGCAAACAAUGCACUGAUCCCAAAGCCAUGCGGAAUGCUGGGGACAGGGAAGGGAUACACCGUGCAACGUGCGAUGGGGCUCGCAGAUGACGACACAAAGUACUUGUUGUGUAUUCGCGUUGUUCACGAAGUCACUAUGGCCUUGAAGAUCAACUGGCAGAAGGACUAUGCACAUCAAGACCCCCUAGUCCUUUGUCGUCUCUUCCGUGCGGCCCAGGAGGCAGAGCCGUACCUUGCCCGUUUUCAGGCUAGCUGGGCGACAGCAGAUCUCUUGAAGCAGUUCUUGUGGAACCACCGCAAGAACACGGUCAAGAAGGGGUACAUCCCUCGCCGUGCUGAACGUCUUCAGGGCGGUGGCAGUACUGGCAAUGGCAGCGCGGCACCAGCUGUGCAGGCCAAUGGUGGUCCCGACAUGGAGUGGAGGGACAUGGACUAG
Rhodofomes roseus is the source of this 669-nucleotide messenger RNA. RefSeq lists its product as uncharacterized. The coding region runs from base 1 to 669 and encodes 222 amino acids. The transcript has 4 exons. The record is from RefSeq and is a predicted model, not a curated record. Lineage: Eukaryota; Fungi; Basidiomycota; Agaricomycetes; Polyporales; Fomitopsidaceae.